ACCAUGGGCAUCUUUCCAUGGCCUCCCCCGCUGCUGUGCCGUUAGCAGACUUUAUAGAAUCGCAUCCGUUGCCGCUCGCCCGCGCGUGCGUCUUUGCCCAACUUGCUGCUGCCCUCGCUGCUCUUCACGCCUCCGGCCGUGCGCAUGGCUCGCUUGGGCCCGAUGCUGUGGUCGUGAACAACGCAACCGGCGACGUACACGUUGUACCGCCGCUCGACACCUACUCUGUCCCGCAUCCUGCUGACCUUGUUGCACUUACGGCGCUCACCGAAACGCCUGACGGCUUAACGGCAAGUGACAUCGUUGCCGAGAUCGUCUCGUCGCUGGACAACCCGCUUGACAUGCUGGCUGUACUUCGAGCCUGUUUCUCAGGCGAGUGCCCUGCCGACUUGGCCCCGUGCCUACCACUCGGCGACCUGUUUCUUCCGCUGGUCAAGGCGUGGCUCGCAAGUGACGCAUCGCGCGCCAUCCGCGAGCAUCUUGUCGAGGAUCUUUGUGGCUCGCUGGUUGAUGACGCGCUGAUGCGUCUUGACACAGCCCAUGCUAGUCUUACGGCGAUCUUUGCAGCUCUUGCCAGAUGCCUCACUCGCGCCAUCAUUCCGUUCGAGCUUGCCGCCAACGUCAAUGACGGCGCCGUCUCGAUGCCGAUCCUUGUCUUGGCCUGCAAGUUGUCGUCACAUGCUGCGCUUUCGAGCCUGCCGACCAUCCGGCGCCUCCGUGCCUACUUUCUGGCGCUCGAGGGCGAGCACCUUGGCGCCCUCGCCGUCUCUGCCCUGGCACUCUCGAUCAGCCGCGGCUACCUUAGCAGCACCCGCCUCGCGGCGCUCUUUAUUUCCGAGGCCGUCACCAUUCUGGACAGCCUCCUCGCCGACGCAGUCGACACCGCCCCGAUCAACUCUGACGCCACCUCGGUCCGUGAUCUGGACAUGGCAGCUCCAAACAGUCUGCUGCUGGUGGUCACCGAGGCAGCCUUCACAUCGGUCCUCUCCCACUACGUCAGCGCGGCCGUGACCAAUCCUGUCCCACUCUCGCUAACGACCUUGAGCCUAUCGCUCGUCCCGUCGGUCCUUACUUCCCCGGCAGAGUUGCACACCGCCUUUGACCGCCUCCUCUUUAUGACUCACACCAUGAUCCGCCUCCACCGUUUCGAUUCAGCAGCUUCGGUCCUGGACGCCGCCAGCGAGCUGGUCACCGCUUAUCCCGAGCUGGCGUCGCAAUCCUCUUGUCUCGCUGCCGAGCGCGCACGCCUGCGUGACGAUGAUGUAGCCGCUGCUGCAGCAGCAGAGCUCGCUGCCGCGGAGGUCCGCGAGCACCGCGGUAUUCUCUCUUUCAUCCGCGCUGCCACUGCGCUUGUCGCCGGCGGCGAGCUUAGUGGUUGCUCUCUGCUCCACGACCCGCUCCCCGACGUCCUCCCGCCGUAUUACCUUCGCAAGGUGGCAACCCGCCUUGACAGUCUCCCGCUUGACGAUGAGCUUGCUGCCGUCCUCGCCGGCCCGCUUGACGUCGCUUCGUUUGUCGUGAGCGUCCUCCAGGCUCCGGCGCUCCAGGCGAGUGUGGCCGGCCCGCGGGGCGCGUUUAUUGUCCACGAUGUCUUCCACGCGCUUGCCAUGGCCUUCCUUGAGCUCCUUCUUGAAAAAGCCACCCUCAUCCUGGGCAUUCCGCCGUCUGCCUUUACUUUGGUUGGCCUCGGCUCGGUGGCCCGUGGCGAGAUGGCUCCGUUCUCCGACCUGGACAUUGUGUUUCUCGUCGAGCCCGAUAUCGUACUCGCGCCUGAAUGCCCCUCCCUCCCCGCCGGUGGACGGGAUGACUACUUUCUGCGACUCGCACAUCUCCUCGAGCUCUUCCUGCUCACUGUCGGCGAGACCGGAUACCAGCUCGGGCCGGUCUCGUCGUGGUCGCCGCGCGGCUUCCGCCUCGAUGAGGCCGCGCUCUCGCCGCUUGUCACACGGGCUACGCCCGCUUCGCUUGUAGCGAAGCAGCGCCGCGAGCUCAUUUCGCUCCUGACCCCGCCACUCGACUCGGACUAUCUUGAUCCGAUCGCGCACUCGCUGCGGACAGCUGCGUACAUUGCAGGUGACGCCAAUCUCUUCACCUCAUACAAGAAGGCGCUCGACGCAUUCUUUGAUCGCCGCCUCAUGGCCACGCUUGUCGAGACAGAGGCAGGCGUCGCUGUGUGUGAAGAUGCCGCUCUCGCCCUCCACCCCGACACUCCAGUCCGCCGGGCGUAUGCGCUCCUUGCCCUCGCCAAGAACACCGGCGCAGAGCGCACGUUCUCACCGUGGCUCGUCGACCGUGCUCUGUUGGUACCGGAUGCCGAGGUGACGGUCGACGUCAAGACCGACCUGCAGCGCUUUCCCAUGCUGCUUGUGGACGGUCUCGCGCUCUUCUUCGGCGUGUCUGCCGUCUCGACUCUCGCCCGCCUCGACGCGCUCUAUGACGCCGGCGUCUUUAACGUUGCUGUUCGCGACGCGCUGGUCCAUGCUUUUGGCUUUGCGCUUGGCCUUCGGAUGGUGGCCCAGCUCGCGCGAGGCGAGGAGAACGACGUGCUUCUCCCAAGCAUGGCGACGCCAAAGCUAGUGGCUGAGAUCCGCGAGCUUGUAGCCAAAGUUCUCUGCCCCAUCCAGACCAUGGCCUCUCACUUUGUGACGGGCAUGAUCGAGACACUUGCUCGCGAGUCCAAGCCCGUAUUCGAGCCAGGUACCCUUGUCCGCCUCCCUUUCCGCGACUUGGGGUACCUGACCGAGACGCGGUGGCGGGCGUCGCUCGAUGACAUUUCCGACGUCAUGUACUCGUUUGGCCAGCUCGAUCCCAAUGCUGUGUACACCGGAUUUGGCCUCGGUAUGGGCUCUGUCACCUCGUGGUGCUCGCUCGGCAUCUCGGCCCAUCGUGCCGAGAUGCCGAGGUGGCGCGACUUUCUCGACUCGCGCGAUGCGUUCUGCGCCGCCGCCGCUGCCGAGGACAACGGUGCCUACUUUUACUCGGCUUGCUCCGAUGAGGUCCGGAAGCUCCGUCCGGACGCCGUGGCGCAGCUCUUUUCUGGCUCCACCGUCACCCGUGCCUACGACCACGGUGUCCGUGCCGUUGCCACUGUCGGCAACUUUCACUUUAAGCUCGACCCGGAGCUGCCGGCCAUGGAACUCGCGGUCCACGUCAUCGGCCGGGUCCUCUUCCGCGGUAACCGUACGAACGCAUCGCCACAUCCCGGUGGCACCCCGCGGGUCGACGUCAUCAAGCUCUACUUUGGCGCCGAGGCCCACUACUUUCUCGUGUCCGAGACUGUCGCCGGCCCAACACUCAAGCAACUCUGGGCCUCGGCCGGUCACAACGUCGAAAACUACGAUGCUGCCCUCUCGCGAGUCGACACCCCGAUCUCCUACGACCCGUUUUCGUUUACCCAGCAAGUAUUGCUCGCGCUCGUCACCAAUCCCGAAGACGGCAAAGAGGACAACUACGUGUGCGAAGCGGUUGACCCCGAGCAACUGGCCUACCGCAUCGUGCCCAUCGACAACGAUCACUCGUUCGUUUCGGCUGUCACCAAGUCGGGCUUCUUUUCCAAGCGCAUCCCGCGCCUCAAGUGCAUUCUGUUUUGCAUGCAAGAGAUGCACGACGCCGUCGACGCUGACCUUCGCGACUACAUGCUGUAUUCGGUCCACGCGGACGCGCUUCUCGACGUCUGGGUCGACGUGCUCGAGGCCAUCGACGCCCGCAUGGCCUCGUUUGAGCUGCCGCAUGUCCGCAAGGACAUGGCCGAUACCGAAGGCAAGCCGACACUCGACGUGCUCUUCAAGCCCGGCCUCGUCCACGUCCUUUACCACAAGAUCACUCUCAUCCAGGAAGUUCUCCGCGGCUCACGCGUCACACACAUGCAGCUUUUGGGUGCUGUUGAGCACGAGCUCAUGACCCUCUAUGCACGCGCCUUCCAGGAGGCCAUGAACCCGUGGGCGCGGUUCCACCUUCUCACCGAGUCACAGUACAAGCGCGGCCGGCGCGGCCUGGUCACGCUCACGCCCUCGCUCGUCGUCCGUCGCGAACAACAGUGCCGGGUGGUGACCACCGCCGACGAGCGAACCUCCUCGCUUUGGGCUGACCUCACCAUGGUCUCACCGGCCGACCUCCGGUCCGAGCUCAACGAUCUCGCCCACGAGCAGGCCGACGCCGCCGUCACCGCGCUCUUCUCGCGCUCUGACCUGCGCCCUUUCCGUGCCCUCCGCCUUCCUCUCUUCAAAGAGGCUUUUGUGGAGCGCCUUAACUUUGGCCUCUUCUCAUUCCCGGCCAAGCUCCAGCGCGAGGUUCUCAAGGCCCUUGUCGGCACCCUCUUCCGCAAGCUUGUCCUUGCCCAUUGCGUUGAGCUCGACGACAAGUCGCUCGCCCGCAUCAUCGGUCGCUGUGACCACCUGCAGUGGCUCGACGUCUCAUACUGUUCCAAGCUUGUCACCGUCGGCUCGGUGGCCAAGCUCGCCGCUGCCUCGAUUUGCCGGCUCGACCUCCGCGGCUGCGCCAACGUCCCACUCGCUGUUGUCGUCGACAUUGAGGCCCGGUGCCGCUCGCUCUCGUACCUGGCCCUGCCCGAACAACUCGGUGCCGGCCUUCUCGACGCCGAGCACCACGUCCCGCUCGACCCGCGGUUCUUCCUCCACGGCCAGCCGGACCUGGUCUGGUCGCAGCUUGAGCCGCGGCUCCAGUUUGGCCUCUCGCUCCUGGUCCCGCCGCAAGCCCUCACUCAGCUCAACAAGUACGCCAAGCGGCUGCGGAUGGAUCUUUCCGGUGCCGACCUCCGCGACCCUAUUGUCCGCAACGUGGCUAAGGUUCUUCCUCACACCUCGGCCGUCGUUUCAGUCAACAUUGCGUGGAACCGCGUCUCUGGCCCGGUCCUCGUCGAGCUUGCGCAGGCCUUUGCCGCCAAUCCGCUCAUCUUUGCAUGCGACAUCUCGUUUAACGGCCCAGCUGCGCCCGACGAGCUCGCUGCACUUGCCGACGUCGACGCUGCGCUUGCUACUACUAACGCACUCGAACUCGAGGCCGUCGGCGAAGACCUCGACGCACUGGCCAAGCUCCGUUUGCGGAAUCUUGUAUGGAAUGGCCUCGCCGACUCGUACCACAACAGCCUCUGCCGCAAGCUCCUGCGCGAUCGAUCGCCACACUUGCUCUACAAGUCGCUGGCCUUCAAGCGUGUGGCCCAGUUUGGAUUCUCCCUCCCGGCGCCUGUCACCACCGCGCUCGAACUUGUCGACGGCCGCAUCGUGCUCGGCAUGACCAACGGUAGCUGUGUUGUCUAUCGCCCGCCAAGCGAUCUCCCGCCGACGUCUGCUGUCACCGAGGUGCUCUCGCCGGAAGAAGUGGCCGAGCGCGCCAGCGCACAGGCUUCCCGCGGCGCAGCCGCAAGUGCUCACGCCGUCGCUGUCGGCCCGUUUCCUGGAUACGACUCGCCGGUCACUGCCGUUGCUGAGUCGGACCGGGGCGCGCUUCUAGUCGGCACAGCUGCAGGCGACGUCCUCGUCCUCCAGGUUGUCGCUCGCGACCCUCGGUCGGGUGAGGUCAUCAAGUGGCAUCUGGUGCGGACACUCGACCGCUCGACGUAUGUGCGGUCGUCGGCCGGCAGCGCCGGCGGAGCUCCGAGCGAUGAGCACCCGAUCGGCCGGCGCGACCCGACCGUCAAGGCGCUUGUGGCCCUGCCCAAGAAGCGGGUCCUGGUCCUCAUCGAAGGCUCAGUCCUUGACUACAAGACGUCGACCGGGGCACGGGUUGCCCUAAAGGCCGACCCGUCGCUCCCCGCGCUCGCGCAGUACCGAUUUGCCGAGUUUGGCGAGCUCAUCCACGCGCUGGCACCGCUUGCUGACUGGCGUAUGGUCACAGCCUCGGCCAAAAGUGUUGUCGUGUGGCUCCUCCUUGCCGACGGCACCGGCUGGUCGCUGGUGGCAAGCGCCAAGCUUGGUGGCGUCACGCACCUUGCUAUCCUUCCGAAUCAGCGUAUUUCGGCGCUGGCCUGCGGCGAGCGUGGCGAGCCGUUGCGGGUCGUUACGCUGGCUCUAGACAGCGAUGCAAGCCUGCCCAAGCUGGUACAGAUCCAGGAGAUGCCUGCGCCUGGCACAGCGACUCCGCGUGGUCUCUGUGUCUCGGGCUCGGGCUUGCUCGCCUCACACUGGGCUGGCGCGGCCGGGAACCCUGCGCGGCUCACCCUUUGGGACUCGCGCGAAAAGCCGUUUAUGGUCCAGGCGGCACAGAGCCGGCGUGUUCUCCGCGACACGUCGGCCGCCGCCGCAUCACGGGGCGCCGGUGAUACCGUCAACGUCCAUCACGAGCAAGGCCUCAUUCCCGUUCUCGCGCUCGAUGUGCCUGAUGACUCGAGCUUCCUACUCGUCUCCCGGCUCGCGCCUGUCAUCUACGAGCUCGACGUCUCGUCGCUCGCGCUCUGGGCGCUUCGUGGCGCAAACGCUUAAACCCGUCGGUGAUG
Molecule: messenger RNA, 6451 nt
Organism: Thecamonas trahens ATCC 50062
Lineage: Eukaryota; Apusomonadida; Apusomonadidae
Exons: 1
Coding region: 18-6437 (2139 amino acids)
Source: RefSeq, a predicted model, not a curated record